Molecule: messenger RNA, 4181 nt
Organism: Podarcis muralis (Common wall lizard)
Lineage: Eukaryota; Metazoa; Chordata; Lepidosauria; Squamata; Lacertidae
Source: RefSeq, a predicted model, not a curated record
GAGGGCGGUCAUUUGCAUAAGGACCCAGCUGCGAAAGGGGCGGCGCUUCUGCCGAUGAAAGACACGGGAAACUUUUGCAAAGGCUCCCUGUUAAGAGCGGUCGCUUGAGUUUCUCACCGCCAACGAACGGAAAAUGUCGCACGGCGCCAGGCAAGCGGCUGGACUUCUGAACGCCGCGGGGAAAACCCAGCCAGGGGGUUUCCUGGUGUCAAUCAAACAGGAGAAAAGCGAAGCCCCUCGUCUGAUCGCAGAAAAGCCACAUGGCGAAGAAGAGGUGAGACUCCUGCCCGUGAAGAAGAGGGGAUGGCCGAAAGGGAAGAAGAGGAAGAAGAUUCUCCCGAACGGGCCAAAGGCCCCGGUGACAGGAUACGUCCGCUUCCUCAACGAACGGCGGGAGCUGAUCCGUAUGCAGCAUCCGGACCUGCCGUUCCCAGAGAUCACGAAAAUGUUGGGUGCAGAAUGGAGCAAAUUGCAGCCAGUGGAUAAACAGCGUUACCUAGAUGAGGCCGAGCGCGAGAAGCAACAGUACAUGAAGGAGCUGAGGGAAUAUCAGCAGUCUGAAGCCUACAAGAUGUGUGCCGAGAAGAUGCAGGAGAAAAAAAUCAAGAAAGAGGAUGCCGGUUCUGGAGUCGUGAACACGCUGCUGAACGGGUACAAGCUGGGAGAGGGAGGCAGCGACGGAUUCUCGACAUUUGACGUCCCCAUAUUUACUGAGGAGUUCUUGGACCAGAAUAAAGCCCGGGAAGCGGAACUCCGUCGCCUGCGCAAGGUGAACACGGAGUUUGAGGAGCAGAACUCCAUCUUGCAGAAACACACAGAGAACAUGAGUUGCGCCAAAGAGCGCCUGGAGCAGGAAUUGGCUCUGGAAGAGCGCCAGACCAUCGCCUUGCAGAAGCAGCUACAGACAGUGCGCCAAGCCUUGACCGCCAGCUUUGCCAGCCUGCCAAUCCCAGGCACCGGGGAGACCCCUACAUUGAGCACCCUCGAUUUCUACAUGGCGAAGCUCCACAGCGCCAUCGAGAGCAACCCGGUGCAGAACGAGAGACUUGUGGUACGGGUGAAGGAGAUUCUGUCUCGCAUCGCCAGUGAACACUUGUGAGCAGCUACAGACCUCCCAGCGCAACUCGGAAACUUCGCAAAAGUCUGCCUCCUUGCAGCUGUCUCCACCUUCCAGACCUGUCCUCUCUUAACUGUGCCUCUUCUGUACUCCUUCAGGAUCAAUCUUCUCCCAAUCUCCUUAUUCCUCCUCAAAGCUGUCCGUCAGGGUGGUUAGAUAUUUUAGAACAUUAGGGAAAAAAUCAUGUUUUGCGCAAAGGUUCCUUGAGCUCCGGGAUUCUACGGUUCUUCUCAGGGAAGGACGACGACGACGGGAAUUCCAAUUUUUGACACUGGUGUUUUGGCGUUUUAUUGCGGCGAGAACGUCGGUGGUGCGCACAUUGCGGCACAAAAUCUGUAGGGUGUUCCUGCUUCCGAACGCCCUAAUUGACUAUAAUUGAUGCAUCCGCGUUUGCCCCUCAUUUUUCUGCGCCUGCCUGCUGUUUCUUAAACAGAGAAGAGCGCCACUUUCGAAUCGGCUAGAUUUCUCAAGGAUCUGUUUGAAAAUGCCGCUGUUUUCACGGCACGGCCAGAGUCAGGACUUCCAAUUUGCGGCACAGUCGCUCGCGGGGACGAAUGAAUAAAUUUACGAUAAUUGCUGACUAAGGUUUGAUGCAAACAGGGCACAAGCUGCGUCAGAAAUGCAGAUUAAAUUUUUGCAGGGGCCCCCAAAUAAGUGUUGGGUUUUAUGCCAGACAUUAAACCUGGGAUCUUCUCCGUGCAAAGUCCCUGAGCUACACGGAUCUUGUUCCUUUCUAGGUAAAUGUAUUGUGGGUUGAGAUCCAGGUCAGAAUUGCUGGACUCAGUUCGUGGCUUUCCAGGACUUUAAGAGUGGAAAAGACCUGCCUGAAAAUCAUGCUUUUACAGUGCAGUCGCAGGUAAGGUUACUUGGGAGUAAGACCCACUGAGAUUAAUGGGACUUCACUCUCAGGUUUGUCUAUAGAGCAGGAUCCAGCCAGAUAUCUUUAUCUGCACUAUUCUGGUCUCCCGACCACCGCUGAGCUGUAUCACUGCCUCGCCCUAUUUAUUCUUAGGGUUAAUUUCCUGGAAUUUUCACAUCCGGGGGAAAAAAUUGCCUACAAUUUGGUAGGGUAAAUAAAUAAAAUAAUGUUUAAAAACCAAAAUUAGAUCCUGAUUUCAUUGAUCUAAGAAUCCAGGCUUUUGUGCUUUUUUAUAGACGGUUGCAAUCAAAAAUUAUUCAACUCCUCCCCCAUUUCAAAUCAGGUUUGUUAUCAAACUUCACAGAUUCACAGGAUCAAAUCAGAGGCGCGUUUUCAGCUGAAUUUGGGGAAACCUGUUUUGAAGCAGCCGCCGUGUCGAACUAUUUCCUCCUUGCAAUCAGCUGAAAGUUUGUGGAUUUCGAUAAUAAACUUGAUUUGCAAUGGGUUUUUGUUUUUGGAAUAAUUUCGAUUGCAACCGUAGAUAAAAUUUUCUCGCUCUCCUCAUUUUCAGUGGAGCAGGAAAUUAAAGAGAGGUCCCCGGUAUCGUGUGUGAGGGGGUUUCACAGCCCUUUCCCUACUUCCCAAGAGGAGGAAGGAGAAGAAUAAUUUGUAAUUAUGCGUAAUUUUGCUUAAUUUGCAGAAUGAAAUCAGCUGGCAAGACUUGGCCGUUUUUUCGCCUAAACCAUGGUUUACUGUGAUCAAGCAGACAGUGUGCACCAUAGUUCCUUGUUCAAGAGAAAUGAGCCAUAACCCUGGUUUCGCGUUGCAUGCAAACCCUGGUUUGUGGUUUAUGUAACUCUAAACUACAUUGAUCAGCCCAAGGAAUUACCAAUUAUGAUUUAUUUCGAUCGAAACAAAACUAUGAUCCCUGCUUCUGCCGUAACGCUAAGCCCAGGAACCAUGGUUUCUUUCCUCUGUGCCCUAACCAUGGUUUACGUUGCAUGCAAACCUUGGUUUGUGGUUUAUGUAACUCGAAACUACAUUGAUCAGCCCAAGGAAUUAUCAAUUAUGAUUUAUUUUGAUUGAAACAAAACUAUGACACCUGCUUCGGCCAUAACGCUAAGCCCAGGGAUCACGGUUUCUUUCCUCUGUGCCCUAACCAUGGUUUACGUUGCAUGCAAACCUUGGUUUGUGGUUUAUGUAACUCGAAACUACAUUGAUCAGCCCAAGGAAUUAUCAAUUAUGAUUUAUUUUGAUUGAAACAAAACUAUGACACCUGCUUCGGCCAUAAGGCUAAGCCCAGGGAUCACGGUUUCUUUCCUCUGUGCCCUAACCAUGGUUUACGUUGCAUGCAAACCUUGGUUUGUGGUUUAUGUAACUCGAAACUACAUUGAUCAGCCCAAGGAAUUAUCAAUUAUGAUUUAUUUUGAUUGAAACAAAACUAUGACACCUGCUUCGGCCAUAACGCUAAGCCCAGGGAUCACGGUUUCUUUCCUCUGUGCCCUAACCAUGGUUUACGUUGCAUGCAAACCUUGGUUUGUGGUUUAUGUAACUCGAAACUACAUUGAUCAGCCCAAGGAAUUAUCAAUUAUGAUUUAUUUUGAUUGAAACAAAACUAUGACACCUGCUUCGGCCAUAACGCUAAGCCCAGGGAUCACGGUUUCUUUCCUCUGUGCCCUAACCACGGUUUACGUUGCAUGCAAACCUUGGUUUGUGGUUUAUGUAACUCGAAACUACAUUGAUCAGCCCAAGGAAUUCUCAAUUAUGAUUUAUUUCGAUCGAAACAAAACUAUGACACCUGCUUCGGCCGUAACACUAAGCCCAGGGAUCACGGUUUCUUUCCUCUGUGCCCUAACCACGGUUUACGUUGCAGAAUGCAGAACGGUCCGGUUUGUCAACGGAGGAUCUCAAGUUUCCUUGGCACAAAAUUUGGAUUAAUCCACCUUAGUUUUAGCACGCUCUAGAUCCUCUUUCUCAUGAGAAAGAGAGAGAGGAGAAAUCCUGUCUUGUCUGUGUCUCUUGCCUUGUGACGAUUUAGCUCUGACGCUCAUAUAUAGACUUUCUGAAUCUUGUAUUUUCGUAGCGUUGCGCGGUGAACGACGGCAACAGAAAAAAAACUAUUUUAGCAGCGAGGGAAGUGGGUAUGUUGCUUUUGUGGGUGCAGGGAUUUUUUUUUUAAUGAAAUAAAAAACUUUUAAAAACACA